Xenia sp. Carnegie-2017 is the source of this 760-nucleotide messenger RNA. RefSeq lists its product as uncharacterized. Bases 78 to 560 code for a protein of 160 amino acids. The transcript is spliced from 3 exons. The record is from RefSeq and is a predicted model, not a curated record. Lineage: Eukaryota; Metazoa; Cnidaria; Anthozoa; Malacalcyonacea; Xeniidae.
AAGUUAAUGACAUUACUCAAGACUAUGAUUAUGGUGGUGCAAACAUCGAUAUAUGCCACAAAGAGGAGAAUAUCAGGAUGAUGAACGCCCGGUUUCUGUUAGAAACUAAAGAAAUGCAUAAACUAUCUCAAAAAGCAGUAAAUACUAUCGUCAGAAAUACUACUUCCAUCGUCCAAAAUUCCCUUGAAUUAGUGAAAUGUCGUCUGUUAUCAUUGCUUGAAAAUGACGACAUGCCAGACGUCUGCGAAUUGCUGGAAAAUGUAUUCAUGGAGGAAAAUGUCGUGACCAAUCCUUUCCUGGGAAUGGAAAGCAAAUGGCAACAAGAUAACUUUUUUAGAGAUGUUAUGGGAGUGGUUGAACCAAAACAAAGGGUCUUGGGAAUCACCCAUGUUCAGAAAAGAAUUGGUGUUGGAAGAAGAACAGUCCCAAAACAAGAUGAAGUCAUCGAAAUUCCUCUUCUUAAGAGCCUUGAGCAAAUGCUGCAAGAUCCAGCCAUAUUAGAUCAGGACUUGUUUACUACACAUUGGGUAACAUUUUACCACGAUAUCGGUCGCAGCUGAAAGCAAUACAACUGAUUUCAAUUGCAAGGAGACCUAUAUUUACUGAUUUAAAAGAUGCAGUGUGUAUGUUCAUAAUAAAUAUCAUCACAUUGUGAAAUAUUGCCUAUCAAAAAUUUUUUGAGAACUAAAAUAUCAUAUCUUUGUCAUAAUAUGUGAUUUAGUUUGUUCAAAAGCAAUUAAAACUGCUAAAAUGCAAAAAA